AUGUAUAUUGUGACAGUUGAUAUUGAUUAUGACAGUUUCUGGACUCCAGUGGCUUCUCACACAAUCAAUAGCAUUUUGAUCUUCUCAGAACACAUACCAUGUGAUGUAUACUAUUGUGCUUUCCUUACAGAGAAAGGGCUCUUUGUUCAGAACCUUUUCUUCCUCAUAGUUUUUGCACUGAAAUGUAUGGCCUGUGCUCUUGAAGACUUUGUGCAGUCUGUGUUUAUUAACAACUACAGAAGUGCUGCCAUUUAUUUCAGUGAUGGUAUUCACAGUGUUACAGCAUUUUGUACCUUGCGGGUGACUAUCAUCACAGAUGACAUGCUGACCAACAGUAUCACAGUACGGCUAGAAAACAUGUCUCAAGAGAAGUUUCUCUCUCCACUGCUUGCUCUUUUUGUAGAAGGUGUGGCGACUGUGCUGUCGACAACCAAAGAAGGCAUUUUUGUCUUCAACAUUCAAAAUGACACGGAUGUCAGCUCCAAUAUUCUAAAUGUGACAUUCUCUGCCUUGCUUCCUGGUGGCAUUCGAAACAAAUUCUUCCCCUCUGAGGACCUCCAGGAGCAGAUAUACCUUAACAGGACACUCCUCACAAUGAUUUCAACCCAAAGAGUACUGCCUUUUGAUGACAACAUUUGUCUCCGAGAACCUUGUGAAAACUACAUGAAGUGUGUGUCUGUACUCAAGUUUGACAGUUCUGCCCCCUUCAUCAGUUCCAACACUGUUUUGUUCCGACCUAUACACCCCAUCAAUGGCUUGAGGUGUCGGUGUCCUCCAGGAUUUACAGGUGACUACUGUGAAACGGAGAUUGACCUCUGCUACUCCAAUCCUUGUGGAAACAAUGGUCUUUGCAGAAGUCGAGAGGGAGGCUACACUUGUGAAUGUUACGAAGACUACACUGGAGAGACCUGCGAAGUGAAUUCUCGCUCUGGACGCUGCACUCCAGGGGUGUGCAAGAAUGGAGGCACAUGUGUUAAUCUUCUUAUAGGAGGGUUCAUGUGCGAGUGCCCCCCAGGAGAAUAUGAGAAGCCUUAUUGUGAGAUGACCACAAGAAGUUUUCCUCCCCAGUCCUUCAUCACCUUCAAGGGGUUAAGGCAGCGCUUCCAUUUCACUGUUUCUCUCAAGUUUGCAACCAGGGACAGAAACGCUUUGCUUCUCUACAAUGGGCGUUUUAAUGAGAAGCAUGAUUUUAUUGCACUAGAGAUCAUUGAAGAGCAGAUCCAGCUGACGUUCUCUGCAGGAGAAACCACUACAACUGUUUCACCAUUCGUUCCAGGAGGAGUUAGUGAUGGACUAUGGCACUCUGUUCAAGUGCAGUACUAUAACAAGCCCAACAUAGGAAGACUAGGCAUUCCUCAUGGCCCUUCAGGAGAGAAGGUGGCAGUCGUGACUGUGGAUGAUUGUGAUACAGCGGUGGCUGUACGCUUUGGAAGCCUUAUUGGAAACUAUUCUUGUGCUGCUCAGGGAACACAGACUGGCUCUAAAAAGUCUUUGGAUCUAACUGGCCCCCUGCUCCUGGGAGGAGUGCCAAACUUGCCUGAAGAUUUUCCUGUGCACAAUAGACAGUUUGUCGGCUGCAUGAGGAACCUUUCCAUAGACAGCAAGCCAGUUGACAUGGCCAGCUACAUAGCAAACAAUGGCACUCUUGCAGGCUGUGCUGCUCAGAAGAAAUAUUGCACCACCAACUGGUGUCAGAAUGGGGGUACCUGUGUGAACAAAUGGAAUACCUACUCUUGCAACUGUCCCCUGCGGUACGGUGGGAAAAACUGUGAGCAAGUAAUGCCUUUCCCUCAGUGCUUCACAGGGGACAGCAUGGUCUUCUGGCAUGAUCUUGAUAUCACUGUUUCUGUGCCAUGGUACAUCGGACUCAUGUUUAGAACUCGGAAGGUUAAUGGCAUGUUGAUGCAAGCAAAGGCAGGAGCAUCAUCCAAGAUCAACAUUCAGAUACUGAACAACUAUGUGGUAUUUGAAGUCUACGAUGGACUGAAUCAGGUGGCAAAUCUGAAGAUGACCCAAUCCCGAAUGAGCGAUGGAGAAUGGCAUCACUUGUUAAUAGAGCUGAAGAGUGCAAAAGAUGGGAAAGACAUUAAGUACCUGGCUGUUGUGUCAUUGGAUUAUGGAAUGUAUCAGAGUACUGUACAGAUUGGAAAUCAGUUGCCAGGACUAAAAAUGAGAAGCAUUGUUGUGGGAGGUGUCUCUGAAGAUCAAGUCUCAGUGCAGCAUGGUUUCUAUGGCUGCCUGCAGGGAGUGAGAAUGGGGGAGACAUCUACAAAUGCAGCUACGCUGAACAUGCAUCAGGCUGGGAACAUUAAUGUCAAGGAAGGCUGUAAGGUGGACAAUCCCUGUGAUUCUAAACCUUGCCCCCAGCACAGCUAUUGCCGUGACAAUUGGGACAGCUAUUCCUGUAUUUGUAAUCCAGGGUACUUUGGGACAGACUGCGUUGACGUGUGCAGCCUGAAUCCCUGUGAGCAUGUCUCCACUUGCGUGCAUAAACCAAACUCUUCUCAUGGAUACACCUGUGAAUGUGGGCAAAACUAUUACGGCCAGUACUGUGAAAGCAAAAUUGAUUUGCCUUGUCCCAGAGGCUGGUGGGGAAAUCCUGUUUGUGGCCCAUGUAACUGUGAGAUCAGUAAGGGAUUUGAUCCUGACUGCAAUAAAACCAAUGGGGAGUGUCGGUGUAAGACAAACUAUUACAGGCCGCAAAGCAGUGACACUUGUUACCCGUGUGACUGCUUCUCUGCUGGUUCCCACACUCGCACAUGUGACCCUGAAACAGGGCAGUGCCCCUGUAAACCAGGAGUGAUUGGGCGGCAAUGCAAUCGCUGUGAUAAUCCUUUUGCUGAAGUCACGGUUCAUGGCUGCGAAGUGGUUUACAGUGGAUGCCCCAAAGCAUUUGAGGCUGGCAUUUGGUGGCCGCAGACCAAAUUUGGCCAGCCUGCUGCAGUGCCAUGUCCCAAGGGAUCAACAGGGAAUGCUGUGCGCCACUGCAACAGUGAGAAAGGCUGGCUCCCCCCUGAGCUCUUUAACUGCACGACCAUUGGCUUCAUGGACCUUAAAAUAAUGAAUGAACAGCUUCUCCGCAACGAGACAAACAUGGACGGUGACAAGUCCGUGCAGAUAGCCAGGGUGCUUCAGAAUGCUACUAACCACACAUUCCCCUUCUAUGGAAACGAUGUUCGAACGGCCUACCAGAUGAUGCUCCGCGUGCUGCAGUAUGAGAGCCAGCAGCAAGGGUUCGACCUGGCUGCGAUGAGGGAUGUGGAGUUCAACGAGAAUAUCAUAAAAGCUGGCAGUGCUCUUCUGGACCCAGGCACUAGAGAGCAUUGGGAACACAUCCAGAGGACAGAGGGGGGCACAGCACACCUCUUGAAACACUAUGAGGAGUAUUUCCGCAACGUAGCAAAGAACAUGAGAAACACCUACAUGAAUCCUUUCGUGAUUGUUGCCGCAAACAUGAUUAUUGCUGUUGACAUCUUUGAAAAGUCUAAUUUUACGGGAGCUAAAGUGCCGCGGUUUGAUGAGAUUAAAUCAGAUUAUCCCAGAGAUCUUGAGUCAUCCGUUUUGUUUCCUGAUACUUUGUUCAGAGCUUCCAAUCGAAAAGUUGGUCCUACCAUGAAGCCCUCCAAGCAUAAAUUGUCUUCUAAGAUGGAAGAUGAGUUUUCAGAUAGUAGAAAUGCCCUUUCAAAGAGAAAGCGACGGCACCCAGAGGAGUAUAACCAAUAUGCUGUUGCUGUGGUGAUUAUAUACCGAACACUGGGGCAACUUCUGCCUGAGAGCUAUGAUCCCGACCGAAGAAGUUUAAGGUUACCCAAUCGGCCAGUCAUUAACACUCCAAUAAUCAGCGCCAUUGUUUAUAGAGAAGGGGGAUCUUCACCCAAUCUACUGGAAAAUCCCAUUACCCUUGAGCAUACCAUGCUGGAAACUGAGGAGAGGACAAAGCCAGUUUGUGUGUUCUGGAACCACUCAACUGUUAUUGGAAACACAGGAGGCUGGUCCUCAAAGGGAUGUGAGCUGUUUUCCAGGAAUCACCGCCAUAUUGUUUGCCAGUGCAACCACAUGACCAGUUUCGCUGUCCUGAUGGAUAUUUCAAAGCGUGAAAACGGUGAGGCACUUCCUCUGAAGAUUAUCACCUACGCGACUGUCUCCAUCUCACUGAUAGCACUGCUACUCACCUUUAUUCUCCUGGUCCUGAUCCGGACUCUGCGGUCCAACCUGCACAGCAUCCACAAAAAUCUGGUGGCUGCCCUGUUCUUCUCGGAACUGGUAUUCCUGAUAGGAAUUAACCAGACAGAUAAUCCGUUUAUGUGCACUGUAAUUGCCAUUCUUUUGCACUACUUCUACAUGAGCACCUUUGCUUGGAUGUUUGUUGAACAACUUCACAUCUACCGCAUGCUGACUGAAGUGAGGAACAUCAAUUUUGGACACAUGAGAUUCUACUAUGUCAUGGGCUGGGGGAUUCCUGCCAUUAUAACUGGUCUUGCAGUGGGUCUGGAUCCAAAGGGCUAUGGGAACCCAGAUUUCUGCUGGCUCUCUGUCCAUGACACCCUCAUCUGGAGCUUCGCAGGGCCCAUUGUGAUUGUUGUGGUUAUCAACAUCGUAAUCUUCAUACUGGCAGUGAAAGCAUCAUGCAGACGAAGGCAGCGUUCAUUGGAGAAAACUGGAGUCAUCUCUGUGCUACGCACAGCUUUCCUCCUGCUCCUCUUGAUAAGUGCUACCUGGUUACUUGGGCUGAUGGCAGUAAACAGCGACGUCAUGACAUUCCACUAUCUCUUUGCCAUUUUCAGCUGUUUACAGGGGCUGUUCAUCUUUUUCUUCCACUGUAUCUUCAAUAAAGAAGUCAGGAAACAUUUGAAGAAUACUUUCACUGGAAAGAAGCCACUUCCAGAUGAUUCUACGACAACAAGAGCGACUUUAUUAACGCGGUCCCUGAACUGUAAUGAUACAUAUAUAGAGGAGCCAAAUAUGUAUCGCACCACUCUUGGGGAAUCUACUGUCUCCCUAGAAAGCACCGUCAGAGAUGAAGCUGCCCAGAAGCUCAGCGUUUCAUCGAGCCAAGCAAGGGCUGGUCAUGCAGAUGGCGAUUCCUCCAUCUUCCACAGAAAGCCCUCAAAAUCCAAUGAGCAUGAUUCCGAUUCUGACAGCGAGUUGUCCCUUGAUGAACACAGCAGCUCAUAUGCUUCCUCCCACUCAUCAGACAGUGAAGAUGAUGUUAUUGAAACAGAGAAGAAAUGGAACUCUGGAAAGAACAAUGAUCGGGGUCCCCUGCACAGCACUCCCAAAGUUGAUUCUGUUCCAAACCAUGUGAAGCCCUAUUGGCCAUCAGAAGGCAUCACAGCAAGUGACGGUGAGGAGCCAGGCGCCAAGCAAAAGCUCAAGGUGGAGACCAAGGUGAAUGUGGAGCUCCACCGGGAAAGCCAAGCAAACCACAGCAGCGAGGUCCUGCAUGAGAAAGAGAAUGAGGGGCAGCAGAAGGAGAACAAGCCACUAGCCCAGCAGAACAACCAGCAGCCAGAACAAAGGAAGGGCAUACUGAAAAAUAAAGUCACCUACCCUCCUCCGUUAGUCGACAAAAACAUGAAGAAUCGUCUACGGGAAAAACUGUCAGAUUAUAAUCAAACUCUCUCCUCCAAAACAACUACCAUUGGGACAAACAAUGGAGUUCGCUGCACAUCAGAUUCCGGGGUCACAAUCAAGCACCCAAGACGAGAUCAGCCUCCUGAGCAAAUCAAUGGGUUGGCCAUGAGUGUCCACGUGGGGACAGGGACAGCAGAGACCUCAGAUUCUGAGAAAUCAUGACAACCGUUGCACCUUGGGACUACUCUGCUGUGACACUGCUUGCUUGGGACCUC
Gekko japonicus is the source of this 5849-nucleotide messenger RNA. It is a transcript of the gene CELSR1, whose product is annotated as cadherin EGF LAG seven-pass G-type receptor 1. The record is from RefSeq and is a predicted model, not a curated record. Gene Ontology annotation, biological process: cell surface receptor signaling pathway; cell-cell adhesion; G protein-coupled receptor signaling pathway. Gene Ontology annotation, cellular component: membrane. The transcript has 36 exons. NCBI's taxonomy places the organism in Eukaryota, Metazoa, Chordata, Lepidosauria, Squamata, Gekkonidae. Bases 1 to 5796 code for a protein of 1931 amino acids. Gene Ontology annotation, molecular function: G protein-coupled receptor activity; calcium ion binding.